Messenger RNA from Ananas comosus (pineapple), 1974 nucleotides. RefSeq names its product probable apyrase 1. NCBI's taxonomy places the organism in Eukaryota, Viridiplantae, Streptophyta, Magnoliopsida, Poales, Bromeliaceae. Gene Ontology annotation, molecular function: nucleoside diphosphate phosphatase activity. The transcript is spliced from 10 exons. Gene Ontology annotation, biological process: nucleoside diphosphate catabolic process. The record is from RefSeq and is a predicted model, not a curated record. Gene Ontology annotation, cellular component: membrane. The coding region runs from base 1 to 1560 and encodes 519 amino acids.
AUGGUAGUUGCUGUCUCUAUCCAUGGGGCUUAUUCUCUUUCGGUUGGUGUUCCUACAACCUUUUUUUGGACCAACCAAAAGAUUGCGAAUAUUAUUUUGGAUUUACNCGGGGGCGGAGGGGGUGGGGGAGCGGGGCGGGGGGAGUCGCUCCCGGAGAAGAUCCACCGAUGCCGCGGCGUAGUCCUCGUCGUCUCCGCCCCGCUCCUCCUCGUCUCCUUCGUCCUCCUCCUCAUGCCGCGGUCCCCCGAUCGGCCCAUCCUCGACGAGGGCGCCGCCGCCGUGGCGAUCGCCGGGAGAAUAGCCGGGAGGAAGACCGUGCCAGGAGGAGGAGGCGGCAAUGGGCUGUCGAGGAGCUACGCGGUGAUCUUCGACGCGGGGAGCUCCGGGAGUAGGGUUCAUGUCUACUGCUUCGAUCGGAAUCUGGAUCUGCUCCCCAUCGGGAAGGAGAUCGAACUCUUCGUACAGCUAAAACCUGGCUUAAGCUACUUUGCUAAGGAUCCUCAAGAGGCUGCAGAUUCACUUAUGCCUCUUCUUGAGAAAGCUGAAAGUGUGGUUCCACAGGAAUUGCGAAAGAAAACACCUGUCAAAGUUGGGGCCACUGCAGGUCUGAGAGCAUUGGGAACUGAAAGAUCUGAACAAAUUUUGCAAGCGGUCAGGGAUCUCCUUCAAGAGAAGAGCUCACUGAAGUUCCAACGGGAUUGGGUUUCUGUUCUUGAUGGAACUCAGGAAGGUGCUUUUCAGUGGGUCGCCAUCAAUUAUUUGUUAGGACAUCUGGGAAAAACAUACUCGCACACAGUAGGGGUGGUUGAUCUGGGAGGUGGUUCAGUCCAAAUGGCUUAUGCGAUUUCAGAGAAGGAUGCUGCAAAAGCUCCACAAGUAUCAGAUGGAGAGGAUUCAUAUGUAAAGAAACUGUUGCUUAAAGGAACCACAUACUACCUUUACAUACACAGUUAUUUACAUUAUGGUCUACUGGCUGCUAGAGCAGAGAUCUUAAAGGCUGGUGAUGGCGACAGUAACUGUAUAUUGGAUGGCUAUGAUGGGUUGUACCAAUAUGGAGAUGGUGAAUACAAGGCAUCAGCUUCACCUUCUGGUGCUAGCUUCUCCAAGUGCAGGAGUGAUGCACUUAGAGCUCUAAAGGUUGAUGAGCCGGCAUGCACCCACAUGAAAUGCACGUUCGGUGGUGUGUGGAAUGGUGGUGGUGGAGAUGGACAGAAGAACUUAUUUGUAGCCUCCUUUUUCUUCGACAGGGCUGCUGAGGCUGGCUUUGUAGACCCGAAGCAGGCAGUGGCCCAGGUUAAACCCUCGGAUUUCGAAGAAGCUGCUCGCCGUGCUUGUAAAUUGAGUGUAAAGGAUGCAAAGGCCACCUAUCCUCUCAUAUCCACGGACAACAUUCCAUAUCUUUGCAUGGAUCUCGUCUACCAGUACACACUGCUCGUGGAUGGAUUCGCUGUGGAGCCUUACCAAGAGAUCACGUUGGUCAAGAAGGUGCCGUACGGUGAUGCCUCCGUCGAGGCGGCGUGGCCGCUUGGUAGUGCCAUUGAAAUCGCUUCAUCAUCAUAGAAUACGACUUCUAAUUUCAACUUUGCUGAAAAUUCAUUUCUGGUGCUCGGGUGUCGACAUUUCCUGGUCAAUGAAUAUGCGUAAGAGAAGGCUCAAGCUAGAGCUCUCCGGGUGAUGCUCGUUCGCAGUAUUGCAUUACGAAUUUGCUUGGCUCUCCAAUACGUCGUUACUUAUACGUGAGUGGAGGUGGAGAUGGUUGAACCAACCGAUGUACCUUUGUAGCCAUUUGAGAUCUGCCUUGUUAGCUGACGCAGCCCCCAGAUUAGGAUCUUUGUCAUUUUCUUUUUCUUUUCUUUCUUUUUCUUUUCUAUUUUUUUGGCUUUGUCAUAGAUACGGAAAAUUCUUAUUCAUUGAGCUCGCUCUUCUUGUUGUAUGUAUCGUACUCGGCUAUUGCAUUGACUUCUUUCUCUCCUA